Cercospora beticola is the source of this 3092-nucleotide messenger RNA. RefSeq names its product trifunctional histidinol dehydrogenase/phosphoribosyl-AMP cyclohydrolase/phosphoribosyl-ATP diphosphatase (gene HIS4). Gene Ontology annotation, cellular component: cytoplasm; cytosol. Lineage: Eukaryota; Fungi; Ascomycota; Dothideomycetes; Mycosphaerellales; Mycosphaerellaceae. The record is from RefSeq and is a predicted model, not a curated record. Gene Ontology annotation, biological process: L-histidine biosynthetic process. Gene Ontology annotation, molecular function: phosphoribosyl-AMP cyclohydrolase activity; histidinol dehydrogenase activity; metal ion binding.
CAAUAUUCUGUCCUGCUCCUGCACCCACCAAAGCGAGCCAUUGGGACACGAAAUUAUGGCUGCUGAGCGAUCACCACCGUUUCUGGCUGCAAUCGACUUGGAGUCUUACGAGGGAGUCGAGCAGAUCCAGGAUUCCAAGGAAUUGGCCUACACUGGAGGGCUGGUCACUACUGUCACCACCUCGAACCUUGAAAAGGCAUUCACCUUGCUCAAGGACGCUGUUGGUCGUUUCCCGGUAUACCUUGUGGUGUUCGGUCUCGAGACACAACAAGACGUCGUCGACCUCCUAGACGCUGGCGCAGCGAAAGUUUUCGUUCGAAGCCAACAAGCCGCUGAGCUUAAGAAUGUCAAAGGAUUGGAUCUGAGCAGAGUAGUAUACUGUCCUACGGCAUCGGUAGGUGAAGAUACGCAAGCUGUAGACGGGACAUCCUUUGGCCUAUUACUGCAAAAUGUGGGCAGCGUCGAGAAUGUCAGCAACAUAUUGAAGGAGCUGGGCAAGAAUCGACCGCCGGUCUACGUUUCGAAGCAGCACAUCACAGAACAGGAAGCGAUAGAGCUUGGCCGCCAAGAUGCUGUCCCGAUAAUACCAGCAUCGCAAUUGAGCAUCGAUGCUGAAACCUCCCCUGACAGCAUUCACGUGGCCUCUCUCUUGCUGGCACAGGUGAAGAGCGAUCGCCCGGACGGCUUAUUCACAACGCUUGUUACGGAUGAGCGAGGCGUGGCUCUUGGUCUGGUUUACAGCAAUGAGGAGAGCGUGGCUGAGAGCUUGCGAUCAGGAAGAGGCGUAUACCACAGUCGAAAGCGGGGGCUCUGGAGGAAAGGCGAUACAAGCGGCGAUUGGCAAGAGCUGGUGCGCAUAGAUGCAGACUGCGAUCAGGAUACACUUUGCUUCGUUGUACGCCAACAAGGACACGGCUUCUGCCACCUGCAGACCGCAACGUGCUUUGGGCAGUAUCGCGGCUUGUCCAAGUUGCAAAAGACAUUGCAAAGCAGGAAACGCUCGGCGCCGGAAGGCUCGUACACAGCGAGAUUGUUCAACGAUUCGAAGAUGCUCAAUGCAAAGAUUAUGGAAGAAGCUUCCGAGCUCACGGAGGCUCAGUCUAAGGAAGAGAUCGCAUUCGAGGCGGCGGACGUACUAUACUUCACUUUGACCAAGGCCGUGGCCGCUGGAGUAAGUCUGGAAGAUAUCGAGCGGAACCUGGAUGCGAAGAGUGUAAAGGUCAAGAGGAGAAAGGGAGACGCAAAGGGACCAUAUGCGGAGAAGUUCGGUGUAACGACCAAUGGCGCUACGCCUGCCAAUGGCAAGGCCACACAGGAAGAGAUCAAAGAGGCAGAAUCACAGCCGAAGAGCAAGGACGACCCGGCCGGAUUGGACAACGAAGGCAAGAUCCGAAUGAACAGAUUGGUGACAUCGCAGUCCAAUCCUGAAGCAGUACAAGAGGCACUCAAGCGGCCGUCGCAGAGAUCUACAGAGAAGAUUAUGGGCAUUGUCAAUCCGAUCAUCAAGGACAUUCGAGCCAGAGGGGAUGCAGCUCUGCUCGAAUACACUCACAAGUUUGAGAAGGCCACCUCGUUGACUACACCUGUUCUGAAAGCGCCGUUCCCACAGGAGCUCAUGCAACUACCAACUGAGACCAUCGAAGCGAUCGAUAUCUCAUACGAGAACAUCCGCAAAUUCCAUGCCGCGCAAAAGGAAACCAAACCGCUCGAGGUCGAGACAAUGCCGGGGGUCGUCUGCUCACGUUUCGUGCGGCCUAUUGAGAACGUGGGACUUUACGUUCCUGGAGGUACCGCAGUCUUGCCCUCAACCGCACUGAUGCUUGGUGUGCCUGCGCAGGUCGCUGGUUGCAAGCGUAUCGUGUUGGCCUCUCCACCUCGUGCAGACGGCAAGCUCACGCCUGAAGUCGUGUACGCUGCACACAAGGUUGGCGCCGAGAGUAUCGUCCUGGCAGGUGGUGCUCAAGCCGUGGCAGCCAUGGCCUACGGAACAGAGAAUGUCACCAAAGUCGACAAGAUUCUAGGACCGGGCAAUCAAUUCGUCACUGCUGCUAAGAUGAUUGUUAGCAACGACACCAGUGCCAAUGUCAGCAUCGAUAUGCCUGCCGGACCCUCAGAAGUGUUGGUCAUCGCUGAUAAGACCGCCAACCCAGCCUUCGUCGCGAGCGAUUUGUUGUCGCAAGCAGAGCAUGGUGUUGAUUCACAGGUGGUGUGUAUUGCGGUCGGGUUAGACGAAUCCGAAGUGCAAGCAAUCGAGGACGAACUGCACAGGCAAGCUAUGGCCCUUCCUCGUGUCGAUAUGGUUCGUGGCGCCAUCAGCCACUCGGUCACUCUUGUCGUGGAAGAUAUUGAGGAAGCGAUGGCGUUGAGCAACCAGUAUGCUCCAGAGCACUUGAUUCUGCAAGUGCAGGACCCCUUGGCUGUUCGUGAGAUGGUGCAGAAUGCCGGAUCCGUCUUCUGUGGUGCCUGGACUCCUGAGUCCGUCGGCGACUACUCGGCAGGCGUCAAUCACUCGCUGCCCACUUAUGGAUAUGCCAAGCAGUACUCCGGAGUGAACCUGGCGAGCUAUGUGAAGCACAUUACAUCGUCAAAUUUGACUUCUGAAGGCCUCCGUAACGUUGGCAAGGCGGUGAUGCAACUUGCGAAGGUCGAAGAGCUUGAGGCGCAUCGCCGCGCAGUCGAAAUCCGCUUAGAGUAUUUGGACAAGCAUGCAGCGUGAGCCCUAUCUGAUAAAAUAUUCCUUCAGCUUUUACGGUCCUAGUCGCAAGGCUGUCGCGGGCCACUCGGAAGAGUGGAUUAUGUUUGAGCACAAUGUUCUUCCGGAUACUCUGGCUCCGUAGCGCCAAGGCUUUUAACGAUGGACAGUUCGAGUCGUACGACCCGACAUCAGCUAACAUUACGAGCCGGGGAUAUAUGCCGCAUACCAUCCUCUUGAGAUUAUGAUAGAUGAUACAAGAAAUUUGAUGAUGAUAUAGAGUACUGUACAAAAAUCGUUAGCCACGGCUGCCAUGAAAGGACUCGCGACUUCAGUUUCAGCUCGACGUUGCCGAUCACCUUAGCCAAGCUAUUGAGACCCUUCUACACUAUACCGCCCA